Messenger RNA from Vitrella brassicaformis, 1575 nucleotides. The record is from the annotation of a GenBank genome assembly. NCBI's taxonomy places the organism in Eukaryota, Vitrellaceae.
GCUGAUUUGUUCGUUGGUCCGUAUGCAGACAGCCAGACAGCCAGCCAGCCAGACAGACAGCAUGUAAAAAGGAAAGUCAUCCGUCCAGCUACGAUAUCCACCCACCCCCCAUCCACAAGAUAUGAUGUGUGUGUCUGUCCGUUUUGCGACACGUGCGAAGGAAGCCAAGCGUGUGAGAGGGAUUGUGUUGGUGUCGACACACUUGCAGCCAUGCCAUGCCAUGGGUGCGGUGGAUAGGGAGAGAAAAGGAAAGGGAGACAGCCAGGCGCAUGGCAGGCAGGCAAACCAACCAUAAUGUUGGCAUCUUAAAAGACACACCACACCCAGAAUAGGAUACAUAGGAUGCUUAGUUGUCCUACACACAAAGGGGGGAGGUCAGCCAGACAGAGGGCGGGCAGGCGGUACGCAGACAGACAGACAGACAGACAGAGACGGACAGACAAGACAGGCCAACCCACACACACCCACCGCCCUCUCUCCGAUAUGCACUACGGCCCAACCAGCUACGACCGCCCCCGAGUCACUCCAUGGCAUCCAUUCCCCCACCCACCCCCGCGUACACACUCUUGAAGCCCUUGCCCCGGCAGAAAUCGAAGUACCGGCCCUUUUCAUCCUCGAAGGUGAGGACAUACUCUGAGUCAUCUUUUUUUUACCGAGCUGCCCGCUAUUUUCGGCCGUUCGCCCUCGUCCGUCGUCUUGUGGCACAUGGCCGCCAGACCGUCGGAGGCGCAGACGCCCAGGUAGCGCAUUGAGUAGCAAAAUUUUGGGCCCUCGAAGGAGGAACCACCGCAAACAUGCUUCUCCUGGAUAGCCUCACUGACCACGCAGACGCCACCCGUGCCGCAAGCACGGGUCGACCCCCCUAGUAUACGCCCCACUACAACCCAGCAAAGUUUGCCUGCAUUGCACGAUCCAUACAUAAUCCACACCAACACAAUGCAUAAUUCAUUGUCAGGGAGGGAGGGAACAAGUGUUUGUUCCUGUGUGUGUACUUUCAGGCUGCUGGUGGGAUUCGGUUGCGGCUGUCAUUUGCAUCAUCGCGAUGCUAUGAGCCUUAUCGAUGGCUACGUUGAUGGCUUGAAUGGCCGACUGGGUCAGCUCUUCGGCCGCAAUGGUCAGCUCGUUCGCCGCGGUGUUGAGCUUCAUGGCGGACUGGUAGAUGGCCUUGCCCAUCUGGAUCUGCUGCUGCACCAUCGACGACUCCACCGUCGACACAUCUGUUCAUGUUUGUCCGUGCCGUGGACCAACGCGUGUGUGGCCCCCGGCGCAUCGUUACACAUCAAUCAAUCACACACGAUCUGAAGGAACCACACAAGCCGAAAAGCAGCAACGACACACAAGAUGGGCACAUCUGCCAUGACGUGUGGUCGGAUCGGUGCGGUGUGGCUUCCCUAUGGCUUACCUUGGCCAUGGGAGCGCUGGGCUGCCAGCAGAGGCCGCACAAUGGCCGCCAGGCCAACCACCACGACGAUGCCGAAGCCGAAACGCAUCAUGACGGAGCCGCAGACGUGAGAAACGAUGCGUAUGCUUGGCGACUUAAAGGGAAGAUCUCUCUCUGACGCAAGAGAACCUCCG